Molecule: messenger RNA, 2430 nt
Organism: Polistes canadensis
Lineage: Eukaryota; Metazoa; Arthropoda; Insecta; Hymenoptera; Vespidae
Product: EF-hand domain-containing family member C2-like
Exons: 13
Coding region: 4-2283 (759 amino acids)
Biological process (GO): regulation of neuron projection development
Cellular component (GO): microtubule
Source: RefSeq, a predicted model, not a curated record
AAAAUGUUACGAGCACCAGCACUACCUCUUUUACCUGGAUUCAAUUUUGAUAGGAAUCUAGGUCGUAAUAAAUUUCAUAGAAGUCAAUACUUUGACAAAAUACACGAUGGUGUUUAUUACCUUUCUGAAAAAAAAUCUGACUUCGGUCGAUAUCCAUCUAUUUAUACACGUGGUGAAGUACAGGAGAUACCACCAUGGAUAGCAUACGAUGGCCAAAGAUUAAUGUUCGAUGCGUAUUAUCAAGAGACCGUACAAGAAAGAUGGAAAUCACCAUUUCAAAUUCGUCGAGUUACAAUAAGUUUUUUCUUAGAAGACGGAACAAUGAAAAUAUCCGAGCCGAUCGUAGAUAAUAGUGGCUUAGAACAAGGUGUUUUGUUAAGACGUCAAAGAAUUCCAAUGCCUGAUCCAGUUAAAUUUAGAUUUUACGACAUCAUAGAUUUAAAUAUUGGCAAAGAACCGGAAAUAUUUGGUAGGGUAUAUAAAAUAGUUGAUUGUGACAAGUUUACAAGACACUUUUUAAAUCGUAUGGGUAUACCAGUACCGGAUCCAAUUAAAAUACCUAAAGAUCCAUACAUGGAAGCAAGAAAAAUUCCAAAUUUUCCCAAGAAACCAAGAACUUACAAAAUUGACAACCUUGGUAAUUUUUUAAAAUACGAUAGACAAGUAUUAAGAUUUUAUGGAUAUUGGGACGACACAGAUAAUCUUCAUGGUAUUGUACACGAUCUUGAAAUUCAUUAUUAUCUUGCUGACGACACUAUUGAAAUCAAAGAAAAUUUUCCUCCCAAUUCUGGAAGAGAUUCUGGAUUUGUCCUUGUUAAAAGAAUGAAAAUUCCUAAAUUUUAUUCGGGAUUGGAUCCAAUCGGUGCUGGUGAUCCUUUUACCAUUUUAAACGUAAUGGGUGACGAUACUAAUCAAAGUUAUACGAUGAUAGACGCAUUAAAUACUGGAUUAACGAAGAAAGAAUAUUACAAGGAUAAUGAAUUAUCAAUAGGUGCUAUAAUGAACGUUUUUGGAAGAACUGUCGUUAUAACGGACAUGGAUACAUUCACAAAAGAAUAUUACAGAACCAAAUAUGGAUUAAACGAUUUUAUUCCGUUGGAGAGACCGCAAAAAAAAAAUGAAAUUUGUUUACCAGUUGAAAAAUACAUUCCACCGUACAAUGGUUUCGGUUCUUACGACGAUUCUCUUGGAAAUUGUUUAACGAUGAUACCGAAAGCACCUAAAACGGAUUUCGUUAAAUUUCUACAUUACGAUAAGCAAGGUUUCAACAGUCGAGUUUUAAGAUUUCGUGCACAAAUGAUAUCAAAAAUACCGGAAAAUUUGGACAGACAUUUUAUCAUAAGAGUAUAUCUCAUAGACGAUUCGAUUUCUAUUUUUGAAUUAACGAAAAGAAAUUCAGGUUUUAGAAGAUGUUUAUUUUUAAAAAAGAUGCCAGUAAUGCUACCGAAACAGAACAUAUUCUCUAGUACAAAACCGGAAUAUUUCAAGCCAGAAAAUUUUUAUAUAGGAGCACGUUUGAAUAUAAACGAGUUUCAUUUCUCGAUUAUUUCUGCCGACGAUUAUGCGCUACGUUACAUGGAAUUAAAUUGCGAAAAGUUUCCCAAAGCAAAUAUCAAAUUGAUCAUGGGAAAAUUAAAAGAAGCAUUAACACCAGUUUACAAAGAAUUUGUUCAAAAUUAUUCGCCAUCUUCGUUAGCUGAACACAAAAUUCCAACGUUGGAAUACGAAAAAUUUAGGAAUGCGUUGUGCACGUAUUUGGGAGAUCAAAUAACCGAGCAUGAAAUAAUUACAGUUGCUAGACAUUAUUCUUCGCACGAAAAGAAAAUAUUUCACACGAGGGAAUAUGUCAGACAAUUGGUUCAUACUGAACUUAAUCGAGAUAUAUGGAACGAGGCUGAUAGAUUAAAGGAAGAUCUUUUACAUUGGGAUAGGCAAAAAAUUGGUUACUUACCCCGCAACACGAUUUAUGCAGUUGUACGUGCUUGUAGAAUACCAUUAGAUAUCGAAUUAAUAAAUUCGAUGUUGGAUAAUUUACGCAAAGAUGAGGAAGGUAAAAUAGAUUACAACGAUUUAUUGGAUUUUAUCAACGUUAAAAUAGAUCCGUUACCUCCUGCAAUUCCCAUAAACGUUAAGACAGCAUUAUGGUGGGCAUCGGAAAAAGAACCGGAUUGUGGUUCUGGUAUUGAUUGGCAUUGCUUUAUCAAAGAUCUUGAUAUAAAAACGAAUGACGAGACGUUGGAUAUCAAGGUAGAACAAAAUAACGAAAAUUAUGUGGAACCGUGAAGAAACGAUUUAAUUGGUAUAUCUAAUAUUUAAAAUGUUAUUUUAUUUUUGUUUUUGACUGACUAUUUUAUAACGUAAAACAUUUAAAAUUGUUCACGCACGUAAUUAGCGUUAACGCACUAUUUCUAUUUACAAUAUCCGAUGCUA